UUUAUGUUUCCCAGAUCUUCUUCAUCUUCUUUCCUUUAGGGAAGUUAUCACCUUGACUUUUGUGGUACAACUGAUCUCGUCUUUGGAUCUUCCUCUUGUUAUUAAGAGUUAGCUUCUUGGUUUGGUUUACAAUAUCCAAGAACAAGAUGGUGAGAGGGAAGAUCGAGAUCAAAAGAAUUGAGAACCAGACAAGCAGGCAAAUCACGUUCUCCAAGCGUAGGAAAGGUCUCUUGAAAAAGGCUCACGAGCUUUCAGUUCUAUGCGAUGCUCAAGUUGCAGCCAUUGUCUUUUCUCAGAAAGGAAAACUAUACGAGUUCGCUAGCUCCGACAUGAAGAAGAUGAUGGAACAAUGUGAGAUAUAUAGGAGUGGAUAUUUUCAUGCGGAGAGACUCCAAGAAGAGGACGAUGUGCAGGAUCUCAAGAACGAAGUAACGGUAAUGGUGAACAGUAUUGAACUUCUUCGACUUCAUUGCCGGAAGCUUAUGGGGCAAUAUUUAGGUUCAUGUUCGGUGGAUGAGCUCAAUGAAAUAACUAUCCAAAUUGAGAAAAGUCUUACUCUUAUCAGAUCAAGAAAGGCUAAGGUGCAUGAAGAAGAGGUAGGGAAACUAAAAGCGGAGAUUGCAGGAACAAGAGAGCUAGUGAACGAGAGAACUACGCUGCACGAAAUGUUUGAAGAAAAACCCUUGUGGAUGAAGUCGAGGAGCCUAGAGAGUAAAAAUAAUGCAUCAUCAUCAUCUGCUUUUGAAAACAUGAACAUAUCGGACGUUGAAACUGAUUUGUGCAUCGGAUUGCCUAGAAGCCAAGUGUAGUCGUAUGUUGAACCAACCGGUUCUUGUUUUCUUAUUUUCCAAGUAUCUAUGGGACUUGCAGAA
Molecule: messenger RNA, 872 nt
Organism: Brassica oleracea var. oleracea
Lineage: Eukaryota; Viridiplantae; Streptophyta; Magnoliopsida; Brassicales; Brassicaceae
Product: MADS-box protein SOC1-like
Exons: 7
Coding region: 147-809 (220 amino acids)
Biological process (GO): positive regulation of transcription by RNA polymerase II
Cellular component (GO): nucleus
Molecular function (GO): RNA polymerase II cis-regulatory region sequence-specific DNA binding; DNA-binding transcription factor activity, RNA polymerase II-specific; protein dimerization activity
Source: RefSeq, a predicted model, not a curated record